AUGCAACAUGUGAAGAUAAUUGCUAAACAAAUCAUUUCCAGGCAUUGUUUCCGGCAGGCUGUUUCUCGGCUUCAAUUAUCCACAGCUGCUUCGCACUCAUCGAUCACCGCCUCUAGCGCAGUGCUGCGUUCAACAUGUCCCACUCCUAUGCGGUUCGCCUACCCAACCAUCACGCAGACACGGUUAAACUCGACGAAUAAAGACGGUCAACGAAUUCCGAUUAGAUAUGUUGAGUCCGUCCAGCCACCCAGGCCGGAUCAAGUCCGCCUGCAGAAACAAGAACGCCCACGUCCGCUUUUGAGCGAAGGCCCUAUACCAAAGACCACUCUGUACGUCGGCAACCUGUUCUUCGACGUGACCGCGGAGGACCUGCGCAAGCACUUUGAGAAAUACGGUGCGGUGGAGAACGCACUGAUUGUGCACGAUGCCCGCGGGCUGAGCAAAGGUUUCGGCUACGUCACAUUCAGCACAGUCGAGGAAGCCACACAAGCAAUCACACAACAACACGGAGGCAUCAUGGAAGGUCGCGAGGUGGUGGUGCAGUUCUCGAACACGACAUACAGAGCCAUGGCCGACACCAAGCCCAGCAAAACCAUCUACAUCGGAAACCUCCCCUACGAAUUGACGGACCAGGAUCUGCAGGACUUACUGGCUGAUCUUCAGGGUGUCACGGAUGUCCGCAUCCCCGUCGACCGUCGCACGGGCCUGCCGCGUGGAUUUGCACACAUCGACUUUAUCGAGCAGAGCAACGCUACCCAUGGCAAGGAGCUUCUCUCCCGUAAGGAACCUUACGGCCGUAAGCUGUCUGUUAGCUUUGCUAGGCGCAAGGUCUUGUCGCCUGAGGACUUCCAGCGUUACCAGCAGAAGAAGCUGGAAAAGAACAAAUCCUCCAGCCAAACCUUGAAUGCUCGCCCUAAGGUCGAAUCACUCUCGAGUGUGAGGAAGGGGUCCGAAAUGCGCGAGGUGCGCGACGUGAAUGAGAUUGGGGAGGUUGGUGAGGUGAAGGAGGCUGAGCAGGUGGUCGAGCAGACUGAGACUGAGAAGAAGCAGUAG
This is a messenger RNA of Penicillium mononematosum, 1053 nucleotides long. RefSeq names its product nucleic acid-binding protein. Gene Ontology annotation, molecular function: RNA binding. The transcript has 2 exons. The coding region runs from base 1 to 1053 and encodes 350 amino acids. NCBI's taxonomy places the organism in Eukaryota, Fungi, Ascomycota, Eurotiomycetes, Eurotiales, Aspergillaceae. The record is from RefSeq and is a predicted model, not a curated record.